AUUUCGUCAUGUUAACAUUUGCAAUAUGAAAUAUUAUUUCAUACUAGCUUGCAUAUCAAACAAAGAUUAAUAGUAUAUAUAUAACUGUAAGUAAAAGCUGAGAUAGAAUAACGAAGUCAGUGAUAUAAGUACGUUUCCUGUCUUGAGUGUGAAUAUGCUAGAUUUAUGGACAGUGUUGCUAUGUUUGUGUGUACUUUGUCUCUAUAUUCUGUGGACGAAGACAGUUAGAAAUGACACUUUGCCGCCUGGACCACCAACAGUUCCAUUUGUCGGCAACCUAAAUUUAAAACUAGACAAUCUACCAGAGAAUUUCCGUGGUUUUAGGCAAACUUAUGGAGAUGUGUUUAGCUUGAUAUUGGGAUCAAAAACUAUGGUUGUUGUGAACGGAUUGGAAGCAUUGAAGGAAAUUUUUGUUAAAAAUGGAGAUGUGACGUCAGAACGCGCUGAUUCUUUUAUUACCCGAGAGCUUAGUCAUUAUAAAGGAAUAGUUAGCUCAUCUGGUUCCUUAUGGAAAGAACACAGAACGUUUACAUUAGGAGCAUUACGCGAGUUUGGAUUUGGUAAGAAGAGUCUGGAAUCAAAGAUCAUGGAAGAAGCUGAAGUUUUAAUGAAGCUUAUCGAGGAAAAGAUUGGACAGCCAUUCAACAUCAGGCAACUUCUAUAUUUAUCUUUUUCUAACAUAACGUGUUCUAUAGUUUUUGGUCAGCGGUACGAAUACACUGACAAACGAUUUAUGUCAUUACUGGAUAAAAUCAAAGAGAACACCAACAGUGUUAACAUAACAAUGCUUGCUACAACUUUUCCUUUCCUUCAAUACAUCCCACGUGACCCUUUUGGGAUAAAACGUACAGUAACCAAUGCUGAUGUCGUGCGCAAGCAUCUGGAGAAUAUAGUUAAGGAACAUGAAGAGACAUUUGAUGAAAAUAAUUUGAGAGAUUAUGUCGAUGUUUUCCUGAAAAGAAUGAGAUCAGAGAAAGGCAAUCCAAAAACUACGUUUGAUCACGGGCAACUUACUUGUACAAUAGGAGACUUGUUUGUAGCGGGGACUGACACGACAUCAACAGCUUUGCAGUGGUUUAUUGCUAUGCUGAUUAAUCACCCUGAAGUUCAGGAUGAAAUGAGAAAGGAGAUCAACAAUGUCAUAGGAACAUCCAGAUAUCCAUGUAUGCAGGACAAGCCUAAGUUACCUUAUACGGAAGCAGUAUUAAAUGAGGUUCUAAGAUUUGGAUGUAUAGCACCUUUUACUCUACCUCAUGGACUGACGAAGGAUUUUAAUUAUAAGGGUUACGUGAUCCCAAAAGGUUCCCAAUUGAUGCCUAACUUACAUUCCGUCUUAUAUGACCCAGAGAUAUUUGACGAUCCAGAAGCGUUUUGUCCUACAAGGUUUCUAGAUACAGACCGAAAGCUCAUUAAUCUGGAUAAGGUUCUAGCUUUUGGAUUAGGAAGAAGAGUUUGUCUUGGCGAGUCAUUGGCCAGAAUGGAAUUUUUCCUUUUUGCAACAAUACUCAUACAAAGGUUUAAACUUAAUGCUGCCGAUAUCGACCAUUUGCCGUCAACAAAAGGAAAGUUAGGACUCACCUUAGCACCAGUUGAAUUUUCUUUCUGUGCCGUCGGAGUAUAAUAAUGUAAACAAGAAUAUUAUUUGGGAACAAUCGCUAGCUAGUUUUGUUGUGUAAAUGCCUCAAAAUUGAUAACUUUUUGGAAUUUUUAACAUUCAACAAAGAGAAGAAAACAACAACAGAAAAAGAAAAGAAGUUCACAUCUGUAUUGCAUUUCUGUAGUAAAUAAGUCAAUUCAAAUAAAUGAAUAUACUCAUCA
Mytilus californianus (California mussel) is the source of this 1818-nucleotide messenger RNA. Its product is annotated as cytochrome P450 2C8-like. Gene Ontology annotation, biological process: xenobiotic metabolic process. Gene Ontology annotation, molecular function: oxidoreductase activity, acting on paired donors, with incorporation or reduction of molecular oxygen, reduced flavin or flavoprotein as one donor, and incorporation of one atom of oxygen; heme binding; iron ion binding. NCBI's taxonomy places the organism in Eukaryota, Metazoa, Mollusca, Bivalvia, Mytilida, Mytilidae. Gene Ontology annotation, cellular component: cytoplasm; intracellular membrane-bounded organelle. The coding region runs from base 155 to 1621 and encodes 488 amino acids. The record is from RefSeq and is a predicted model, not a curated record. The transcript has 4 exons.